Andrographis paniculata is the source of this 1538-nucleotide messenger RNA. RefSeq names its product anamorsin homolog. Gene Ontology annotation, biological process: iron-sulfur cluster assembly. The record is from RefSeq and is a predicted model, not a curated record. The coding region runs from base 497 to 1279 and encodes 260 amino acids. Gene Ontology annotation, cellular component: cytoplasm. Gene Ontology annotation, molecular function: iron-sulfur cluster binding. Lineage: Eukaryota; Viridiplantae; Streptophyta; Magnoliopsida; Lamiales; Acanthaceae. The transcript is spliced from 8 exons.
CUUUUCUUUCCUUUCUUUCUUUUUUCCCCCAUCUUUCUCCUCCCGCUUCUUCUUCUUCCUCACUUCACCUAACCUCUAAUGGUCGAACCGCCGGCGAUUUGAAAAAUCACAAACCGAAACCCCGACCGGUCGGCACGACGGUUUUGGUUCGGUUGAUUCCGGUUCGAGUCGAACCGUACAUCCGGUUCAAAAAUCGGCUAACAGGCGGUUCGAACCGGCGGUUCCAGACGAAUGGGCAACUCUAGUCUCUAGUCUGUGGGUUUGCUUGUUUUUGGUUUUGAAUUUACCAUUCAAGUCGUUGCUAAAAAAACAAAUUAUUCUAAUUUUAUAUAUAAAAUAAAAUCAUUAUAUAUAGAAACCAAAGCCAAACAAUCCUCUGUUUAAUCCUUUUUUUACACGACAAGGGUUUCUUCUACUACAAGCACCGCUAAAUAGUUCAUCGUCGUCUCCUUCAGACCAACCGCCAGAGAAUUUGAUAAGUUUUCAGGUAGCUGAAAUGGGGCAGGAUAAAAUAUUGGCAAUCACGGAUCGAGUAGCCGUGUCUCUUAGUGCCAUUGUUGAUGCAUUUAAGGUGGUUAGGCAAGAAGGUGCUGAGCAGAUCGACCCACUGAUCAUCACUCAAGCUUCAUCAGAUAGUCUUUUGUCUGUGGAGCCUUCAUCUAUAGAUGUUGUUGUCACAAUAUGUAACUCAUCGGAAUUUCCAAGUGAUCAAUUACUGGCAAAUGUCUCGAGAGUUUUAACGCCUGGUGGAACCAUCAUUCUCUAUACUUCUCAGUCUGCAUUGGGGCAAAAGGAAAACACUUCUUUUGAGCGUAAGCUGUUACUUACUGGAUUUCUGGAUGUACAAUCUUCUGGCAGCUCACCUCUAGGGAUAGUCGGAAAGAAACCCUCAUGGAAGAUUGGGUCCUCAUUUUCCAUUAAAAAACCCUCACAAGUUCUUCCCAAAGUUCAGAUAGAUGAUGACAUGGAUCUAAUUGAUGAGGACAGCCUUUUGAGCGAGGAAGAUUUGAAGAAGCCCCAGCUUCCAACAGGUGAUUGUGAAAUCAGUAGCACAAGGAAAGCCUGCAAAAACUGCGUCUGUGGGAGAGCAGAAGCCGAGGCGAAAGUCGAGAAACUUGGACUCACUAUGGACCAGCUGGAUAAUCCUCAAUCAGCUUGUGGAAAUUGCGGCCUUGGUGAUGCUUUUCGAUGCGGUACAUGCCCUUAUAAGGGUCUUCCUCCAUUUAAGUUGGGUGAGAAGGUGGCAUUAUCUGGGAAUUUUCUUACUGCUGACAUAUAAUCAGGCCCGUCUUCAAGAAAUCCAUCUGAUCAUAGUCUUGGAAGUGUAUUCGGUACCCAAAUUAUCCGGUGAUAAAUAAUCACGGCUCGAGUUUUCUACCCAUAUUGCUUAAUUUAUGUCCCAGACUUCUAGCUAUCUUUAAUCUCAGAUCAGUUUCUUCUUUGUUAUAUUAUAUAUAUAACUUCUAUUUAAUUUAAAUUUAAUAGUUUGUAUAACAUGUGGUACCAAUUUGGUAUUCAGCUUUUACAUUUAGAACAUA